This is a messenger RNA of Rotaria sp. Silwood1, 651 nucleotides long. NCBI's taxonomy places the organism in Eukaryota, Metazoa, Rotifera, Eurotatoria, Philodinida, Philodinidae. The record is from the annotation of a GenBank genome assembly.
AUGUUGACGAAGCCUUCGAUAAAUCAUACUAUUGCUUCUCUUUUACCAUCAUUAUCAUCGUUGGAUGUUGAGAAAUUUACGAAUGAUUGGCUCAGUGCAUAUGUAUCAUUUUUUGGAAAAUCAUUUCCAGCAUCGGUGACACGUCAACCUUUUCUAUGGGUCAUUCGUUCAUCAUUAUUGAAAAUUUUAAAUUCAUUGGGAUUAUCAAGUAUGGUACCUGAAGGUAGUGCUACAUUCCAUUUGCUGAUGUCGGCAUGGGGAAAUUUACAGCCACGUGUUGGUGCUACAGAAGUUCUCAGUAAAUUGAGCAGAAAAUAUCAAUUGGGCUUACUUUCAAAUGGUGAUAAAGGUACACUGCAAGCAGCGCUACGUGUCUUUCCAUCGUCGGUGAAUGUUUCAUUGAUAUUAUCAUCAGAUUAUCCAGUCAACUGUUUCAAAGCAUGUCCAGCGAUGUAUGCGCAAGCAUUAGCUGCAGUUAAUGGUGAUAAGACACAAAUAUUCCAUGUCGCUGGUUCGACAUAUGAUGCGCAGGGUGCACGUACUUUUGGCAUAUUUUCAGGUGCAUUGGACAGUUCAGCAAUGCAUACAAAUUCUAAACCAUGCUUUGCUUUUGAUGAUAUAUCACAGUUACUUUCAUUUUUUAAUGUUUAA